Messenger RNA from Helicoverpa zea (corn earworm), 1285 nucleotides. RefSeq names its product 1-acyl-sn-glycerol-3-phosphate acyltransferase alpha-like. The record is from RefSeq and is a predicted model, not a curated record. Gene Ontology annotation, biological process: phosphatidic acid biosynthetic process. NCBI's taxonomy places the organism in Eukaryota, Metazoa, Arthropoda, Insecta, Lepidoptera, Noctuidae. The coding region runs from base 76 to 906 and encodes 276 amino acids. Gene Ontology annotation, cellular component: endoplasmic reticulum; membrane. The transcript is spliced from 5 exons. Gene Ontology annotation, molecular function: 1-acylglycerol-3-phosphate O-acyltransferase activity.
GAGUCCGAGAACUUUGCGACACUUAAAACUAAAGUCAAGUACCUAAUACGCAAUACGAUACAAUAAUUCGCCAAAAUGUUACCCAAGAUUUUUAUAGCACUCACCGUUAUCCUUGGCCUAAUUCGGUUUAGAAGUGUUCUUAUUAAGAAGUUGGUUAUUUUUAAAUAUUAUUUAAAACUGUCAUCAUACUAUGUGUUCCUUACAUUAACUUCGACGUUAGUUCUACCGUUACUACUGAUUCGGCCGAAGCAUUACAUGAAUGGGAUAAUAACAUCGAGCGUAAUGAGACAAAUCACAAAACUCUACGGAGUGAAAUGGCAUCUGCGCAACGGAGAAAUUCUAGCCGAGGAUCGAGGAGCUGUCAUUAUAAGUAACCAUCAGUCAGUUCUAGAUAUAGCAGGAAUGAACUUCGCAUGGCAAGUGAUAUGGAAACUGGUAUUGAUUGCAAAAAAGGAAGUACUAUACACAGGUCCCUUAGGCAUCGUCACAUAUCUCUGCGGAUCCUUAUUCAUCGAUAGAAAGAAACCGAAUGAAGCUUACAAAGUCCUGGAGUCCGCGAAACAGCUUAUGCGCCAAAAUAAGACCAAGAUAUGGAUAUUCCCCGAAGGCACGAGGAACACGAAAUGGGACGGGAAGUUAUUACCCUUCAAGAAAGGUGCUUUCAAUGUAGCAGUAUCUGCGCAGGUCCCGAUCAUUCCUCUUGUAUAUUCACCCUACUAUUUCAUUGACAAGGAUAAAUAUAUUUUCAAUAGAGGUCACAUGAUACUACAGUGCUUGGAGCCGGUGCGUACUGAAGGAUUAACUUUGGACGAUGUCCCAGCCCUCGCCGACCGCAUGUACCAGCUCAUGUCUCGCACCUUCGAACAGCUUUCCAAGGAAGUCCAAUCAGCCCGGGAAUGCCAGUGAAAAUAUGAGCUGAAGAAUUUUGAUAAGACUUGACUGAUAAGAUAGUAGAUUAACUAUUUAUAAGUACUAUAUUUAGUCGUUAUUGAGCGAUUAUACCUAGGAAGUUAUUAUACUGGGUGUCCCAUAAGUCCUUUGAAAUCUAAAUUUCGAAUAAAAUUUAAAUGGCGCGCGGAAAUGGCAUGCGGGGUGCGGGGAUAGCAUCAACGGUCUUUGGGAAUUCAUUCACCAUUGAAAGUUUUACCGGAGCCGACCGUGGUUUGUGUGUGCGUGAGUUUUAUCACGACAAUGAUUCGGCCACCAUUGCGCGGCGUAUCUUUUUAUUCCUGUAUUAAGAGGACGAAUUGGAAUUUUUGGCGCCAAGGAUCUCAAUUUUUCUCAG